CCCUCGUGAGACAGGGAAAUCCGUGCGUUAGGAAUACCCGAGGAGGAAUCACUCUUUUUAUUUCUAGACCCGGGGAUUCGUACCACUUCCUAUCUGUUUCGCCACACAUAGGCUGCCGGGAAACAUCUCUCGUCAUAUGUCUCUCCUUUAAGACGGACCGAUCGCUCCAGUCACCGGAGGUUCCCAUGUUGACUCUCCCCAUCCCCUCCAAAACAAGAGAGCACAAGACAUAACGGAAUCGUACCUGCUCCGAUCGUUUACGAACCGAAUGCGUAUGUAUAAACGAUGUCAUUUAUUCAAAUAGCGCUACAUCGGAUUGAUUUCGAUUGCUUAAAUGAAUCGUCGGAGGGGGACUAUAUUCCAUCGCCAGUUCAAGGAAUGGUGCACGUCAUGUCUCGGAUCUCUAAACUCUUGUGUGUAUGGCAAUAUUAAAGACUCCCUACUGAUUGGUAACGUUCACAUAUUUGUAUUGUGGUGCCAAAUUGGGGGACCAGGAUUGCUUGAUGUCGGAAUACAGCGCCAAGGCUUGGUUGUCGACAGUGUGCUUGCGCAGAUGGCGAACACAAGCGAUCCGGGGGAAAGCAACCCCUCGCUCCAGAAUUAUUCCAUCACCGCCUCUUCGGUCAAACUGGCCACGUUGGGUCUCAUCACCUGCGUCAGCCUGCUCGGGAAUAUCGGGCUCUCUCUCCUGGUGCUGAAAGACAGCUCCCUUCACAAGGCUCCGUACUAUUUCCUCCUCGACCUGUGCGUGGCUGACAUCAUCCGCUCGGCAGUGUGUUUCCCGUUCGUGAUGAUCUCCAUCAGCAACGGCUCCGUGUGGAGCUACAGCAUCAUCAGCUGCAAGAUCAUCGCGUUCAUGGCCGUCUUGUUCUGUUUCCACAUCGCCUUUCUGCUCUUCUGCGUUAGCGUAACGCGCUACAUGGCCAUCGCGCACCACCGGUUCUACUCUAAACGCAUGACGCUAUGGACAUGCGUCGCGGUCAUAUGCAUGGUAUGGACCCUCUCCGUCGCAAUGGCAUUCCCUCCGGUAUUCGAUGUCGGGACGUAUACAUUUAUACGCGAAGAAGAGCAGUGCGUAUUCGAACACCGAUACGUGAAAGCCAACGACACGCUGGGUUUCAUGCUCAUGUUGGCUGUGAUCGUGGGCACGACGCAUGUUGUGUAUGUCAAAAUGCUGUGCUUUGUUUACGACCACCGUAAAAUGAAACCCGCUCAGCUGGUUCCGGCGAUCAGCCAGAACUGGACAUUUCACGGGCCGGGGGCGACGGGCCAGGCGGCCGCCAACUGGAUCUCGGGUUUCGGACGCGGCCCCACGCCGCCGACAUUAGUGGGCAUCAGGCAAGCGGCGCACAACGUCAGUCGCAGACUGCUCGUCCUGGACGAGUUCAAGAUGGAGAAACGGAUAGGGAAGAUGUACUACUUGAUCACUCUAGUGUUUCUGCUCUUAUGGGCCCCGUAUAUUGUGUCGUGUUACAUUCGGGUAUUUGUGAAGGGCAACGCGGUUCCUCAGGUGUACCUGACCGCGGCUGUGUGGUUGACGUUCGCCCAGGCGGGGGCGAAUCCUAUCAUAUGUUUCAUAUUCAAUAAAGAGUUAAGAAUGAGAUUCAGAGCCUGCUUUCCGUGCUGCCUGACCACAGAAACCCCCAUGGAGCCGUACUGUGUCAUUUGAAGUACGUUUAUUCAUGAAAUUCGUUUCAAAAGGUUUGAGAAACAAUGUUUUUCUCAUUACACUAGUUAAAUAAAUGCCUCUUGGUUUGCUAUUUUACAAUCCAAUGGUUUCAUUCAUCUGUGAAGGAAUAGUUAACCUAAAAUUAAAUUUUGCCAUCAUUUAUUCACUAAUAUGUUGUUCUAAACCUGUUCUUUCUUCCUAGGAGAUAUCAUGCAGAAUGUUCAGUCUCAGUCACCAUUCACUUUUCAUUGCAUGUAUGAAAAAUGAAUGAAAGUUAAUGGUGAUAAGACUAUCCGUCUUUAACAUUCUGCAACAUCAUGAGGGUGAUUAAAUGAUGACACAUUUUUCAAUUUGUGGUGAACUAUCCCUUUUAGCAUCCAAAUAAUUUUUGGGGCCACAGCAUGUCAUAUUUUCCUUCAUUAAAAGGUAAAAUCACAGACCUGUUACACCUUUGCAUAUCGGAAGAUGCAUAUAUGCAAUCCACAUAAUGAUGCACAAUAUGUAUAAAGAGAAUUUAUUUAUAUUCCGGACUAUUCUUUAUAUCUUACAGUAUAUGUCAUAUAUUUGCUAUGAGCUUAAUAUACUUUUUUUGUGUGAAAAAAAUGUCCAGAGGAUUUCUACUGUCACAUGGACUAAAUGUGAAUAAACCAUGUCCUUCCCACAUUCCCUUUAAAUUGAUUCUGGAAAAUUGUUCUCAGUGGACGUGAGCAAAGUCAGCUUUUAGCUGAUGGAUCAGUGUUGGAGACCAUGAUUUGUAUUUUAAUUCAAA
Molecule: messenger RNA, 2438 nt
Organism: Xyrauchen texanus (razorback sucker)
Lineage: Eukaryota; Metazoa; Chordata; Actinopteri; Cypriniformes; Catostomidae
Product: probable G-protein coupled receptor 173
Exons: 1
Coding region: 335-1669 (444 amino acids)
Biological process (GO): G protein-coupled receptor signaling pathway
Cellular component (GO): plasma membrane
Molecular function (GO): G protein-coupled receptor activity
Source: RefSeq, a predicted model, not a curated record